Zophobas morio is the source of this 1536-nucleotide messenger RNA. Its product is annotated as probable peptidoglycan muropeptide transporter SLC46. Gene Ontology annotation, molecular function: transmembrane transporter activity. Lineage: Eukaryota; Metazoa; Arthropoda; Insecta; Coleoptera; Tenebrionidae. Gene Ontology annotation, cellular component: membrane. Gene Ontology annotation, biological process: transmembrane transport. Bases 61 to 1512 code for a protein of 483 amino acids. The record is from RefSeq and is a predicted model, not a curated record. The transcript has 5 exons.
AGUGACGACGCGUUGUGUUCCCACCGAUAAUGGUGAGAAUGGUUCGCUUCAAACGCAACAAUGGAUAGCGAAUCCAAAAAAGUACGCCGGUACUGCCAGGAAUGGGUGGCGAAAAUCCGCACCGUCUUGAGCAACAUCACCGUGGAGCCCAUCCUCAUGUGCUUCGUCCUGCCCUGCAUCAUGGCCAACCUCGCCACCCAGAACCUGAACAUGGACAAAGCGUGCCGGGUGAAUUUGAAACUGGAUGACGGGACCUGUGAUGCGAUGGUACUGCGGGAUACCGAAAGGUACAACCAGAGCGACGAAGUGGCCGUCCAGAAGCUGGUAGCGACGAUGAACGCCUGGAAGAACGUGAUCCAGAGCUUCGUACCAUCGCUACUGUUGAUGUUCUUGGGUUCGUGGAGCGACAGACACAGAAGAAGGAAGCCGUGUUUCUUAGGACCCAUCAUAGGGGAGAUGGUUACUUGUAUGGGACUUCUCUUUUGCACCUUUUUCUACUACGAACUACCAGUGGAGUACAACGUGUUCUUCGAAGCGGUACCACCGUCACUGACUGGGGGUUGGUUCGCGAUGUUCAUGGCCAUCUUCAGCUACAUCGGGGGAAUAACGAGUGUGCAAACCAGGACACUGCGAAUAGGAGCGGUGAACAUCUUCGUCAAUAUUAGUUUCACGGUUGGGAAUGCUUUGAGUGGGAUUCUGUACAAGCAUAUUGGGUUCUACGGGAUUUUCUCCCUGGCGUUGCUAUUCUAUCUGGUCGGGUUCUGCUACGGUGUGUUCGUCGUGAAGGAAAUUCCAAGUGAAGGUACCACGAUUGGUACCAACUUCUUGAAGGAUUUCUUCAACGUGAAACACGUAGCGGAGACCUUUCGGGUGGCUUUUAAGAAAGGCAAACGCAACAGGAAGGCGAGGAUUUGCACCAUGAUGGUUCUGUGUAUGGUGAUUGUGGGACCCAUGCACGGCGAAGUAAGCGUCUUGUACUUAUUCGUCCGCUACAGAUUCGGCUGGAACGAAGUUGACUACAGCAUAUACUCGACUUUUUACGUGAUCACUCACAUGCUUGGAACCCUCUUCUCUCUAAUUUUAUUUUCGAAAAUUUUAAAAAUCGACGACGCCGCUUUGGGUUUUCUUUCAAGCGCUAGCCGCAUCGUGGCGUCCGUGGUGUACGCCUUCGCCCCCAACGCCUGGGUCUUUUACGCUGGUGCUUUGAUCGAGAUUCUCAACGGUACCACUUUCAUCGCUAUGCGUUCUAUUAUAUCGAAACUAGUACCACCUGACGAGCUAGGGAAGAUUAAUUCGCUGUUUGGGUUGUCGGAGGCGUUGGUGCCGAUUGUGUACGGACCGCUGUAUAGCAUAGUGUACAAGCACACCAUUAGUAGUCUGCCGGGGACGUUCUUUCUGGUGGGAGGGGCCCUCACGGUACCGUCGCUCUUCAUCUUCUGUUGGUUGUACAACGAGCACAAGCGCGACCGUGAAGAAGACGCAAUUUCAGACUGUAAUAAAACUAACCUCUAAUGAUAAUAAAUUAUUGUUACCGUU